AUGGAAAUCGUUUCUAAUGUGAUAGUCCUCUCAAUUCAAGAUGGUAUCAUAUAUGCAUUUUCGAAGAUGGAGCUCAAGUUAUAUCGAUUGAGAUAUCGUGAAGAACUCGGAAUCGAAAUUGGAAUGUUCAUAACUUUUGAGAAAACUGAUGGAUUUGUGAUGGAUGUUACAACAAUUUCUGAAAAACGCAUGGCUGAUAAAAAUGAUCUCAUUCGAAUUGAAACAUUGGAAAAUGGACCAACUGUUAGUUUGAAACAAUCGAUUACGAAACUAUAAAUGAUUUUUAAGGUUUGUCUCCAAGCAUGGAUGGUUUUCAGUAAAAAUCCUUCGUUGCGAUCUUACAAAAUGUUGACUGGGUUUUCCGAUUGGUAUGGAUAUAUUCGAAUAAUUGAAGGAACAAUGAAAAAAAGGAGAAAUUUCAUUUAUGCUGUCAAUAUCAUUAUGUAAGGAUGCUGAAGCACAUUUAACACUUCUUUUAAAUUUUUAAAAUUAUUCAAAAAAAAUUUUCAGUGAUGAUUUGAACUACGAUCAGAAAAUUGGGGCUACUCUUUUCCGUCAACAUACCAAAUAUGUUGGGAAACCGGAAGAUCGUAAAUAUAACGACAUUUGCGAACGCUGCGAAAGAAGAUUGAAGUCAAGAAAUGCGUUGGAAUCAAUUUGUGAUUAA
Molecule: messenger RNA, 667 nt
Organism: Caenorhabditis angaria
Lineage: Eukaryota; Metazoa; Nematoda; Chromadorea; Rhabditida; Rhabditidae
Source: the annotation of a GenBank genome assembly